AUGCACAAUAAGAUGAAAGGACCUUACUUGCAAUGUAGAAAUGACGUCUUCUUUACGAAUCGAAGUCAUUUGCGAAAGAUCCAUCACAGAAAUCACACGUUCCUCUCCCGUUACCAUCUCUUCCUCUUUGAAUCGCAUGAGUUUCUCAAUUAUCGUAGCCCAGAAACUUCGAUAGGAGAGCUAGAAGUGCCCUCCUGUACUCAUUUUUAAACAAGCAAUAAUUAUGCUUUUUUUAAUCAAAUGAUCCUUAAAGAAAAAGGCCUGACGGCCAGAACAAUACGUUAAUGAUAUGUGGCAGGAAUUGACAAUAGCAGAACGCUUCACUACUUGAAAUUUCCAGAGCACCUAGAUGGUCUACCAAAAACAACUUCCAGCAAUCCACAUGUAACCACAACCACUCAAUGAUGAUGACUCCAUAUACAGGAGGAUUUUGGAAUGUUAAGGACAUUUUUGUACAGAGUUGUGAAUUUUUGAUAACUCCGCCAGCCUCAGUGCAAGUCUCGCCCACUUUGGGUAUCUGGCCACAUAGACAUUUCCCUUUAUACCUGCCUCUCCCCUUUUAAUAACGUUUUUGAACAUAGUCAUGAAUUUUUGAUUUUAGCCCCGCCCACCUUAGGGCGUGCCCUGCACACUUCAAUAUUUGACCGGCUGCUCUCAAACUUCGACGACCGUCCGUGCGCCCAUCCUUCAACGCGUGCGCGACGGCGGUCACAUGCGUGCCGCAACGCUGGCACGUGA
Messenger RNA from Haemonchus placei, 738 nucleotides. NCBI's taxonomy places the organism in Eukaryota, Metazoa, Nematoda, Chromadorea, Rhabditida, Trichostrongylidae. The record is from the annotation of a GenBank genome assembly.